Chroicocephalus ridibundus (black-headed gull) is the source of this 712-nucleotide messenger RNA. It is a transcript of the gene CHCHD10, whose product is annotated as coiled-coil-helix-coiled-coil-helix domain containing 10. The transcript has 4 exons. Bases 62 to 475 code for a protein of 137 amino acids. Gene Ontology annotation, biological process: mitochondrion organization. Gene Ontology annotation, cellular component: mitochondrion; nucleus. The record is from RefSeq and is a predicted model, not a curated record. NCBI's taxonomy places the organism in Eukaryota, Metazoa, Chordata, Aves, Charadriiformes, Laridae.
GGCGCCCUCUCGCGCCUCUUAAGGCGGCGCGCGAGGCGGGGGCGCGCGCAGUGCUGAGGUGAUGGCGCGCGGCAGCAGGAGCGUAGGGAGGGCGGCGCCGCCGCCGCCGGCGGCCCCCGCACCGGCCCCGGCAAGCCCGGCUCCGGUGGCGCAGCCGGCGCAACCCGGGUUGAUGGCGCAGAUGGCCAGCACGGCGGCCGGCGUGGCCGUGGGUUCCGCCGUGGGACACGUCGUGGGUAACGCUCUCACCGGAGCCUUCAGCGGCGGCUCCUCCGAACCGGCCAAAGCGGCGGCUCCCGUUCAGGAGCCCCGGCAGCAGCCCGUGUACCAGCAGUCGCCCUAUGGACCCUGCCACUAUGAGAUGAAGCAGUUCCUGGAAUGUGCCACCAACCAGAGAGACCUGACCUUGUGCGAGGGCUUCAAUGAGGCGCUGAAGCAAUGCAAGUACAGCAACGGUGUUUCUUCUCUCCUGUGAAGAAUCUGCCCUCUCAUAGGGAAAAGGAGCCUGGUGUGGAGCCCCACUGCCCGCAGGGAGUGGAAGGACGGACAGGGGAUGAGCUGGAGGGAACAGACUGACCAGACAGGAGUCUUCUAGUGGUAAUUCACUUCUGGACUAGGAGGGAAAGAAAGGAAUGGUUGGACCUGUGGGAGCUUGAAAUUCAGAUAGUGCUGUAUUUACUACAGAGAAAUAAAGGAGUUUAUUUGGACCGAU